Messenger RNA from Rhodamnia argentea, 732 nucleotides. Its product is annotated as UDP-glycosyltransferase 71C3-like. Lineage: Eukaryota; Viridiplantae; Streptophyta; Magnoliopsida; Myrtales; Myrtaceae. The record is from RefSeq and is a predicted model, not a curated record. Gene Ontology annotation, molecular function: UDP-glycosyltransferase activity. Bases 1 to 732 code for a protein of 243 amino acids. The transcript is spliced from 3 exons.
AUGACGGAGCUGUUGGCCUUGCCAAAACUGGCGAGGCUGAGUCAGCCAGGCCUGGACGGCCUUGCCAAGCAUCGCUUCGAGACCAGAACAUCAACUACCGUCUACGGGUCCGACAACCUCUCCACAAUGGGAUUUCCAGUCCCUUUAACUCAAUCCCCAUUGAAGAAGACCGCAUUAGCUGAAGGUGACUGUCCCCAUCAUAGUGAAACACUGAGCAAAUCAAGCAAAAGGGUUUUGGAAGAAGGCGAGAGGCAAAGAGAAAUUGUGACUCUGCAGCGAGCCGUGCCCUUCACGUGGAUUGGGACCUUCAGAGUGCCAUUUCUUCGAUCCAUGAGCAAGGGAAACCCUGGUGGAGGUGCUAUUGCCCACGGCCCUUGGUGGGUUUGUGUCUCACUGUGUUGGAACUCCAUUUUAGAGAGCUUUUGGCAUGGAGUACCGAUCGUGACAUGGCCCAUAUAUGCGGAGCAACUGCUUAACGACUUCACUGUGAAGGAAUUGGGAUUAGCCGUGGAGCUGCGGCUGGAUUACAGGGGGAAAGGCGCUGGCGGCCAUCUGGUGCCAGCGGAGGAGAUAGAGAGGGUCAUCAAAUGCUGGAUGGGCGGCGGUGGCGCAGCAACCAGGAAGAAGGUGAAGGAAAUGAGGGAGGCGGCGAGGGAUGCCGUGAAGGAAGGUGGGUCUUCAUAUGACUCUAUUGGAAAGUUGAUUCAGGACUUCAUCAAGAACAUUGAAUAA